GGUGUUCCACCAGCUCCUGUCAAAAAUAGCAUUUGGUCAAGUCCUUAUAUAAAAUAUGGUCUCCCACUAGGUUUGCUAGCUACAGCAGGAGCAGUAAUGAUGUUGAAAAGAAAUAAAGCAAAUGUUGUAAAUAAUACUGAAGUAGCUGAAGUUAAACAAACUCCGACACCAUCGCCAAAACCAACGCCUUCACAAACAACACCUUCAAUGACUCCUGAACCUAUGGAAUUACAAACUCCUGUUCAAAAGUCAACUCCAAAACCGACUCCAACAUUUAAACCAGAACCUACUCCUCAAAUAAAUCGUAAAACUCCUGCGUUUCCUUACUGA
Molecule: messenger RNA, 330 nt
Organism: Trichomonas vaginalis G3
Lineage: Eukaryota; Parabasalia; Trichomonadida; Trichomonadidae
Product: kinase C-related family
Exons: 1
Source: RefSeq, a predicted model, not a curated record